AUUGCGACUUAUUAUACGUCAGAUGGGUAAAUAAAUAUGAAUUUAUUUAUAAAAUGGACAUUUAUGUGAUGUUAAACUUCAACUGACUCUAAAAGGAAAAAAGAAAAAGAAAAGAAAAAAAAGGAUUAUUCAUUCAUCUCUAACAUAUAUGCAUCCAACCAGAGACAUGACAAGAAUAGAAUGCACAAAUUUAUUUCCAUAUUUAACUCCAAAAGCUUUAAAGCUUAAACUUCUAAAGCAGCAACACUGCUACUACCAUCCAUUGCCUUUUCAAUUCUCUUGCCACAUUGUCUUAAACUAAGACCUACCCACAUGUUUUUAGCACUUUCGCACCUAGAUUUGAUUUCUUUUAUAUUUAUUUAACUAUCUACAUAUAUGAAUCUCCUUUCUUUUCUUUUCCUUUUUUUUUUUUCCUCUUAAACUAUUUUUUAAUCCUAUCUUCUCAUCAUUAAUUUUCUUCAUCUUCUUUGUUACUAUUGUUAUUAUUAUUUAAAUAUUAGUUUAUUACUAUUAAUUUUUUUUUUCUCAUUUAUAUGCAUGCUUCAAAAACCACACACAACAUAAAGGAACAAACACUGCAACUAACUCUGCCUUGGUUCAUGAAUUUUUUUUUAUUUUUGCAUGUUAUACGACCCACUAUCACUCUCACUAUUGUUUCAUGAUCUCUUUGUGACUUUGCUAUAGUGGAUUCCUUGAGUUUGGAUUUAAUUUGGGUCAUUUAAGCUUUGAUGGGUCCUAUAAGAGGAUACAAGAAGAGGAAAAAGACAGAUAAAAGAACCGAAGAAAAUGCUUCUGGUUCUGCUUCUGGGUCUACAGAGAAAGAAGCGCCUCUGGAUUGGUUUGAUGAGUUCUCCAAAAGGAUUAAUGGUCUUCAAUCUCCAUCAAAGAAUUUGAACAAGUUUGAACACAUUUUUAGGAUGUCUAGGAAAACGUUCAAUUACAUUUGCUCACUUGUGAAGGAAGAUAUGGCUGCUAAAUCAAGGGAAUUUACGUUUCUAAAUGGCAAGGUUUUGACUUUGCAUGAUCUGGUAGCUGUAGCUUUAAGAAGGCUGGGUUCUGGUGAUUCAUUAGUGACAGUUGCUGAUUUCUUUGGGGUGAAUCACUCAACCGUCUCCCAAGUGACCUGGCGUUUUGUGGAGGCCAUGGAAGAAAGGGGGCUUCACCACCUAAAAUGGCCUUCUAAUGAAUCAGAAAUGACAGAAAUAAAAUCUAAAUUUGAGAAAAUACGAGGUCUCCCUAAUUGCUGUGGUGUGAUUGAUACUACUCACAUCAUGAUGCUGCUGUCUUCUUCAGACCCUGCAAGUAAUGUGUGGCUUGAUCAUGAAAAGAAUCACAGCAUGGUCUUGCAAGCAAUUGUGGACCCCGAUAUGAGGUUCCGGGACAUAGUCACUGGAUGGCCAGGAAAACUGGAAGAUUGGGUGGUAUUUCAGAGUUCAAACUUCCAUAAACUGUGUGAAAGAGAAGAAAGGCUGAAUGGGAAAAAACUGCAGCUUUCUGAAGGAACAGAAAUAAGGGAAUAUAUAAUUGGGGAUUCAGGCUUUCCUCUACUGCCAUAUCUUAUUGUUCCUUAUGAAGGGAAAGAACUAUCAGAACCAAAAGUCGAGUUCAACAAACGGCAUUCUGCAACGCAGAUAGUUGCCCAGAAGGCAUUGGCAAGGCUGAAGGAGAUGUGGAGGAUCAUUCAAGGUGUGAUGUGGAGGCCUGACAAACAUAGGUUGCCAAGAAUUAUUCUUGUCUGCUGCUUGUUACAUAACAUUAUUAUUGAUAUGGAAGAUGAGGCACAGGACGACAUUCCUUCUUCUCACGAGCAUGACUUGGACUACCAACAACAGAAGUGUGAAUCCGUGGAUAUAAAAGGUGUGUGUCUGAGAGACAAGCUGUCUUUAUACUUGUCUGGAAGAUUGCCACCAUGAACAUUUUCCAUUUUCCAGAGCAUGAUCACCAACAAAAAUAUUUAGUUAACUGUUUACUUAAAGAAUGCUUCUGAGACAUGACCUUUCAUUUAAGGAUUUUCUGUUUCUUUUUUCCAUAAAAAGAAGUUGUAAAUAGCUCGGCAGAAUUGGUGUAUCAGUCGGCAAUGCUCAUGAAAUCAUAAGGUACAACCAUACCAUUCCAGUGAUGGCUUUUAUUACAUUAGAAAACAUAAUUUUUAUUCCAAGAGUUGAGGAACAUUUUAGUAAUAGAAUAAUCAUUUUGGUUUUGCCA
Ricinus communis (castor bean) is the source of this 2205-nucleotide messenger RNA. Its product is annotated as protein ALP1-like. The coding region runs from base 729 to 1913 and encodes 394 amino acids. Lineage: Eukaryota; Viridiplantae; Streptophyta; Magnoliopsida; Malpighiales; Euphorbiaceae. The transcript is spliced from 3 exons. The record is from RefSeq and is a predicted model, not a curated record.